AUGAGUUCUGGCGUGAAUUCAGCGCUGCGGGAGCGCAAUGCAGCCACCAAAGACCGAUCUCAAGCUGCUGUCAUGCCCCAGGCUGCACAAAGUACCUGGCUGGAGAAGAAGAUCAAGCCUACCAAAAUCAGCGCUCGAUACCCUGUGAAAGGCUCGCCCCUGCUCUACGCGACCUGCGCCUUUGGUAGCUUGGGAGAUGCCCUUUUUGGUUACAAUUCCGGUAUCAUGUCCGGCUUGCUUGUCAAUCCAGUGUUCGUGUCUCGCUUCUUCAAGGAUUUUGGGGGAGCUGAUGGCUCGACUUCCUCGGUGGACCCUUCUAUCACAGGAAUAUCGGUCGCUUGUCUCCAGGCGUCGGCGGCGGUGGGUGCACUCGUUGCAGGUCGACUCGGUGAUAUGGUGGGACGCAAGAAAUGUGUUCGCAUUGGCGCCUUUAUCUACUUCUUCAGUGCGUUCAUCCAGAUGUUCGCCCCGGGAUUUGCAACCUUCGUCGCAGGUCGUACUGUUCAAGGACUGGGUGUUGGAUUUCUCUCUAUGACAGUGCCAAUCAUCCAGACCGAGAUUGCCGCGCCUCAUCGCCGUGGAUUGAUGGUGGGGAUCGAGUACACAUUCUUGAUUGCCGGGUACAUGCUGUCUUGCUGGGUUGACUACGGAUUCAACUUCUUGCUCCCCAGUGACAUGUCAUGGCAAGGCCCAUUCAUCAUCCAAAUCAUCCUGUCCUUCAUCCUGUUGACCAUGUCCUUCUUCCUCCCGGAGACGCCUCGAUGGCUGGCAAUGAAUGGCUUCCUGGAUGAAAGCCUGCAAACUAUCGCAGACCUCCAUUCAGAUGGCAAUACCGAAGAUGAAGAGGUCCAGAAAGUUUUCCUGGAGAUCCAGGAAGCCGUCAUUUACGAAAGCAACCUUGGCAAGUCCACGUGGAAGGAAAUGUUCACUCGAUACCGCAAGCGAACGAUUGUAGGCAUCACCGUGCAGAUGUACGCACAGAUCAAUGGAAUCAACAUCAUCUCUUUCUACCUCCCAAGCACUCUUGCAAGCGCUGGAUUCGACAAUCGAAAAUCGCUCCUGUUCACUGCAGCAAACGCCCUGCCGUAUACCGCAGCCACAAUUGUCACCUGGUGGCUCGCGGACAGAUGGGGCCGGAAGCCUCUACUCAUACUCGGCGGUCUUGCGAUGGCUAUACUCCUAGGCAUUGUCUGCGCCUUUACUGAGGCGGGCUUGGACGUCCAAAUCAAAGCAAAUGGCCAGUACGCAUUUGUCAUGCUCUAUAACAUCGUCUACGGCUUCACCUGGGGCCCCAUGCCAUGGUUACUGCCGGCAGAGAUCUUCCCGCUCCGCGGUCGCAGUAAAGGCAUGGCCUUAGCCACCACCAGCAACUGGAUCUUCAACUUUGUCAUCGGGAUGGUCUCGCCAGAUGCCUUUGCCGGCAUUCAUGGGUACUUCUAUCUUGUGAUUGCGGGCUUCUGCCUUUCUUCGGCCGCACUCGUAUACUUCUACUAUGUUGAAACUGCAAAUCACACCCUCGAGGAGAUCGCAAUUGCGUUCGGCGAUAAGGCAUUUGCGGACCAUGACGUAGAGGUUAUGGAGAUCGCUGACGGGAAGAUCGAGACGGUGGAAUCCCAAGUGUGA
Messenger RNA from Aspergillus terreus NIH2624, 1623 nucleotides. Its product is annotated as sugar porter family MFS transporter. Gene Ontology annotation, biological process: carbohydrate transport; transmembrane transport. The record is from RefSeq and is a predicted model, not a curated record. The coding region runs from base 1 to 1623 and encodes 540 amino acids. The transcript is spliced from 4 exons. Lineage: Eukaryota; Fungi; Ascomycota; Eurotiomycetes; Eurotiales; Aspergillaceae. Gene Ontology annotation, cellular component: membrane. Gene Ontology annotation, molecular function: carbohydrate:proton symporter activity.